AUGUCAAAGCCUACUGUUCUCCUGAGCGCUUUCACUGGCACCGCUGCCUUCAACAUCUCUGGUUCCACCCUCCAUUCUCUGCUGAAACUACCCAGAAGUCUAAAGCCUCCAAUCCAAGGACUCGGUAACCAGCUGGACGAGGUCAGGUCAGAGCUCAUUAACACAGAAAUCCUGGUCAUUGAUGAGAUUUCUAUGGUUUCUAAGCCUCUCUUUGCAUACGUGGAUGGCAGACUGAAGCAGAUCAAAGGUUCUCACAGACCCUUUGGUGGUGUGUCUGUUCUAGCAGUUGGAGAUUUCUAUCAGCUUCUACCGGUAAGACACUCCAAACUUCUUUGUGUCCAUGACCCAGCAGAGAUCGACCUUUGGCAGGAGCAUUUCCAGAUGGUAACGUUGACCCAAAUCAUGCGACAGAAAGAUGACUUGUCUUUUGCAGAGAUGCUGAACAGGAUGCGGGUGAAGGAGAAGACAGAUGAGCUAUCUCAAGCUGACAGAGAGUUGUUGUCUCAGAGAAUCACUGAACUAGCUUCUUGUCCCACUGAUAUUUUGCAUAUUUUUGCCACUAAAAAACAGGUUGAAAAAAAUAACUCUGUCACUCUAUAUCUGCUGCACUCUAACAUUGUUUCCAUUGAUGCAGAUGACUUUCAGAAAGACCCACGAACUGGCAGAAUGGCACGAAGAGACAAACCGUAUGCAGGAGGUCGAAGCGAGCUAGCUGACACUUUGAAGGUCGCUGAAGGAGCACGAGUCAUGCUGACCAGAAACAUUGAUGUCAGUAAUGGACUGGUAAAUGGAGCUUUUGCUAAGUUGGUUCAGGUGGUAACUUCUGACAAUGACCGUAUCACUAAGCUGGGUUUACAGAUGGAUCAGAGCAGGAACAAGGACAGAGUGGUGUUCAUCGAGAGAGCAGAGGAGAACCUGAAGCAGAGAGGAGUGGUCUGCAGACAGUUUCCUGUCAAGCUGGCGUUCGCAUGCACUGUGCACAAAACUCAAGGUCUGACUACUGAUGCAGCUGUGUUGUCACUUACAAAAAUCUUUGAAGCAGGAAUGGCCUAUGUGGCUUUAAGCAGAGUGAGGACUCUUGGUGGACUGUACCUCCUGGAUCUGGAUGAGAGGAAGAUCUUUGCUAACCCAGAGAUCACAGCAGCGCUGCAGAGCAUGAGACAGGCCAGUGUGGAUGACAUGAUGCCUCUUUCGAAUCUGACAGAGACGGUGAGCAGGCCUGACAUUCUGACUCUGGUCCACCACAACACAGAGGGACUUCCAGCUCACAUCAAGAACCUGAAGAGCCACCAUGAACUGUGUCUAGCAGAUGUUCUGUGUCUGACUGAAACUCACCUGCAGGGCUCCUUUGUUGCAGACAGUCUUCACCUGGAGGGUUACAGCAUGUUCAAGCGUAACAGACACCUGUCCUACUCUAACUUUCCUGACCUGAGCAGCAGAAGUGGUGGAGGAGUUGCAGUUUAUGUUAGAAAGACUUUUGUGGUCAGUGAGAAACGAUAUCUGCAUAACGUGACUGAUCUUGAGUUCAUAGUGCUGAAGGUGGAGGCUCCAUUCCAAGCUCUGAUCACAGCCAUUUACCGACCGCCAGACUUUGGUUUGAAGCCGUUCAUGGACAACCUGGUAAGCCUGCUGGACUCUCUUGAGACGCUGGACUGUCACCCUGUUAUUGUGUGUGGAGACUUUAACGAGAAUCAGCUGAUAAGAGGAAGAAAGCCGAUCCUGGAUCUGUUUGAGUCUAAAGGGUAUGCACAGCUGAUCACCUCUGCCACCACAGACAAACACACUCUACUAGACCUGGUGUUCAUCUCCCAGCCCCACAGAUGUCUCCAUGCAGGUGUCAUGAGGUCUUACUACAGUUAUCAUAACCCCGUUUACUGUCUUCUGUCUUUCAGUGACUUGUGAGAAAGUUUGGUAAGUCUGUUCUUGAUGCGGUGAUUUUAAAACCAAAGGACUUUGUAUCAUGAGUUUUAGGACGUUUAAGUGUUUCAGAUCAUGAUCUUUUGUGUCAAAAGUGUUUUUCAUUCAGAUCAAUGGUUUCUAUAGAUCAGUGUAUUUGUACCUACGCUUGAAGCAAAUCAUGAGGUUUGGUAAGUCUGUACUGGAUCCAAGUGUUUUAAAAUUAAAGUAUUGCAUUAUCAUGAGAUUUUAAAGUUCUGUUUUAAACUGUUUUGUUUUUGCAAAAUCAUAGCAAUCAAGUAUUUUCUACUUUUGUAAUUUAAAAUCAGUGUACCAUGUUUCAAGACAUUUUUAAACACACAUGGUUCAAAGCAUUUUUUUUAUGAAAAGCAAUUAUUCUGGACAAAAUUGUAUCAUUGUCUGUUUUAGCCCGUUCUGGGAUUACAGAAUGUUAGGCCUGUGCGUCUGCCCGGGUCGGGUUUGGGUUUGGGUUGGUAGACGCACAGGCCUAACCUGUUUCAGCAGCUGUACAGAAGCUGCUGAAAGAUUCUGCAGAUCUUAAAACAUCUGCUCUGAUAGCAGUUGUUUUCUGAUCCAAACCAGCUGAUCCCCACAAUGUGACAUUUUACUUCUGCUCUCUUUGUUGGUUUCUGUCAGAAAGAGAGACGUUGUCCUGUGUUUUUUUAAAAAUCUUUGACAAUUGUUUUUUCUAGUUUGUCUAAGAUUAAGAUGAAUUGUCUGGCUGAACAUUAGUUUUUUGUUAUGUGUUUACAUUAACUCAACUCUUUCAUCAACCAAGAAGACAUGUGAGAUUUUUCUUUUAUUUUUAUUGGGACUUUCAUCAGUGCUCCCAUGUUUGGUUCCGGCCUGCAGCACAUGUUUCUUUUGUGUUCUCUGGGACUUCCUCCUCCACUUUCAUGAACUGUUCCUCAGCUGAGCUCACUUGAACAGUGAUCCUGAACCUUCUGUCCAUCUCUGCUGGAGCACGCUCAGAAAAGCCCUCCGUCCUGCAUCCUUGCUCUGGUUCAGAGCAGCCAUCAGCCUUCCUCUGACCUCCACAAAGACUCUGUCAGCAAAGAUCCAGCAUGAAGAAUCCACAGCAACAUCAGAGCUCCACACUGCUGCAUCUCAGAGACUGUCUUCCUCCUGCAGAGCUUAGCUCUCCUCUCCAAGCACUGCUGAGAGCUUCUCUGCUGGACACAGAACUGUCAUCAACACUUGCAGAACUUCUGGGUUUCAAAAUGCUGAGAACUGGAGGAGAGGAUGAACCCUGCAGCACAGUUUAAGCUUCGUCUUUAAGCUCCAUGAUCAGACAUGUUGCUGCAGGAGAAGCCCUGCAGAGAGAUCUCUGUUUACAGUCCUCUGUGCUGUAACAGCAGCUCAAAGUUCUGACCUCAUCUUGACUGGAGAAACUCUGAAACAGCUGAACGUGGAGGUGCACCGCUCUAUCGGUCUGUGUUCUGUGAGCUCAGAUCUCUGCUCUGGAUGAAGGUCAUGAACUCUGCACUGAUUUAAACAUGAAACAAAGACUCUGUUACAAUAGAAUCUGUGAUAAUCACAUUUAUUAAUUGCAUUUUUAUCUUUUGUUUACAUUUCUGCUUUGGUUUUGAACCUGCAGCUGUCAUAAUCACAUUCAUUCAAAAUUUUGUUUGUUUAAAAUAUUUGCUUUUAAGUCUUUAUUUGGUUAUUCUUUUUGAUCAUUCCUUGAUCUAGUCUAGACAGUUUGUGUGUUUUUAAUGAGGAGAGUUAGGGACUGUGGUUUACUCAGUCAGAGAUCUUCUCAUUCAGAACAAAACGUGAACAGGGACCAGCAGGAUUCACUCACACAUGUCAU
Molecule: messenger RNA, 3730 nt
Organism: Oryzias melastigma (Indian medaka)
Lineage: Eukaryota; Metazoa; Chordata; Actinopteri; Beloniformes; Adrianichthyidae
Product: ATP-dependent DNA helicase PIF1-like
Exons: 3
Coding region: 1-1902 (633 amino acids)
Biological process (GO): telomere maintenance; DNA repair
Molecular function (GO): DNA helicase activity
Source: RefSeq, a predicted model, not a curated record